GGCGCUCGGAAGUGUUGGUCGUGCGAGCUUGUCUGUCCGUAGUCAGCUGCACCCUGCAUUCACCGGCAAUAUUCUAACUGCUUAGUCUUAUUAUUUAAAGUUACCACCCCAACAACAAGGAGUGAAUAGACUCGAGUUGCUUAUAUAAUUUUCAGUAUCUGACUUAGAUGGUUGCCUCUCAGGGUACGAGUGACAAGUGUUAAAACGCGAGAAAAUAACUUGCAGUUACUAAAUAAGUCAGUGGAGGUGCAUUCUGUGCCAGGAGUGGCAGUGAUAGUGCCUCAGAGCCAUUGACCCUUUAUCACGAUCUAUUUAACCAGAAAUACUGAUAAUUCCGCAUAAAUUGAUGAGUAACUGCAGCCUCUGAAGUCGGCUCCCGAGGUACUUUGAAUUAUCUUUCACAUCAAAGACUUCUUAGUCGCAGCGUCGAAGAAUUGAAUGACAGAGCGAUCUAGAAAAUCAACAGCCGUCAGGAUGUUCAGAUCCGUCGACACAGUUUAUCCUGAAAACAGCACCAGCUUGAUGCCCCCACGGCAGCACAGCAGCAACAGCAACACCUUUUCUUCGCAAUCCGUCCUCAAAACCGUCCAGAAAUUUGUGACAUCCGUCAAUGCCAUGAACGAAACAGUCAUGGUCCCUUGCCGGCUGCUUGACAUGGACUUCAGUGCCAUGAAGGACAAAACCGUGCCGGAAUUGCUGAAAAACUCCAACGAUCCCUACGCUGUGUACUGCUUGUUGAAUACUACCAAGAAUGAUCUCAUGUACGGGCCAUCAACAGAGGACGACGACGAAGUCACUCCGCAACACGAUUCAACCUCAGACAGAUGGUCCAGUCCCUGCGAUUCUUCUGGAAGUGAAACAAAUUCAGUCGUCCAAAAUUCUGCAUAUAAUACUCAGCAUAAUGGCAAUAGCUCGAACACUGUUAACAACAACGUCUCACCAGCCAGUCGGAACUCGCACGCUCCUAACAAAUCAGCUCCUGCUCGGAGACAGAGCACAUUGUCCAUGAUCUCAGUCGCCUCGUCUAGCAGCGAAUGCAGUUCAGAGUGCGACUUGGCAGAAACCUCAACGGAGAGCGCUGAAGAUGCCAGUGCAGGGUUAGGUUCAGAGGUACAGUCGUCUGCUCCUGAAACGGUGAUCCAAGUCUCAGCUCAACUUCGCGAUCAUUUGAUAGGAUUACAAAACUGCCUUACGCAGCUCAGCGAAACUGCAAAUUUCAUUUCGGAUUGCUAUCAAGAAGAGCUUGUCAAGUAAAUAUGUAGCAAUUAUUGAAGUCAACGACUCGCAUGAAGUCCAUAAGUCGUGUUAUUCGCGUACUCGUACACUCUUAGAUUACUAAACUUGUCACAUGUACAGUCUUGUGAGGUUAAGGUUAGUGAUUGCGGCAUCUUCUAAUUGCUGUCACUCGAUGCAACGAAGCAGAACGAUUUUUUUCAGUUUUAGAUGCGGAAUGGAAGCUACUUCAGUAAAACAAAUGAGACAUUUUUCAACUAUAAUACGAGAUGCACCAAUUUAAAUUACGUUCUUUCACAUUAAACCUGGCAUGCUGCAUAAAAAUUACGAAAUUACUGGCAUAUUUUCGUAUCGAGAAAUGAUGGAUUUUUUAAAAAUAUUACAAAACGAGUUGCUUUGCUUUGUUUGAUCUGUUAUUUUGAAUUAUACGUAUAAUAACGUGAUGGGUGAAAGCCGGAUUGUGAUUGGUCGUGAUCAGGAAUAUUUUGGUAUAAAAUAAUUAAUGUAUGCGAUGAUUUAGGAAUUUUUGUAAUAUAACUAUACAAUCUAAUUCGACGAGAGCUGUGAUGGCGAGUGAUUCUGCAUGACCUUUAAAUCAGUAAUUGGCAUACCUUCCUUAAUUGUUAUUACGGUAAGUCUAUUUAUUUGCAGUCAUUGAAUGAUUUUUUAGGAUUAAUAUUAGAUACAUUCGCUUCGUAAGAAAAUAUGAGCUCAAAUUUCAUCUCUGAUCAACAUUGCUGUUAAACUGAAGUGGUUGUUUUAAAAUAUCCCAUGCCUUUGUUGAAGUUGUUGCAUCGGUGCAAAAAAUGUUGCUCUGUUGACAGGGACAAGUAACGUCUCGUCAAUAACGAGUUGGAUUUAUUCACGUAAUCUGUGAUGCUAUGUCCCUAUAAUAUUUUUGGCGUUUGCUGAUCACGACCAUUGUUGGCGAUGCGAAUGUAGUAGUUCAUUUGUCAAGGUCCUAUCAAUAAUUUCCAGAUCACCAACAUAAUUACCAACCAUUUCCUAUGGUACUUUCUAAUGGGGCUGGCAGCACCCGGUGUAGCUAAUUCGGGGUAGCAAUUCCAUACGUAAACACUUUAAAUUGGACAUUUAAAUUUAAAUGAAAUUUAGAUGUCACAAAUACUAGAAAGAUAGCCCACAAAUAUUGAAUAAAAGCGAUGAAUUAUCAUCAUGAGCAAAACUAAAGCUAAUUAGCUUGAACUCAUAAUUAACGGAAAGUCCAGCCGUCGUGCCACGGGCCUUUUGACAGUUUCGUUUCUAAGAAUAAUUGUCAACGUCCUAAGUUUAACUACCAGAUUAAUUUCAUAAGAUUUACAGCCUAGUUGUUGAUACAAAUGACCCCCUCAUUCUUAAGGUUUCAUUACGUUUGGUCACUCAAAUUUUUGUUGCGUAUAGUUUAUAUUAUUUUAACAGAUUCCUUAUAUAUCGAUAAAGACUGAAAGCCAAAUACAACUCGUAUCUUAUUUAUUUUUCUUACAUGGUUUUGUUUUUGCUUGGAAUUACUGUAUUGGUAUUCAGAAUAUAUAACGGGUUUCACGGCGUAUACUGGUUUAUUCGUGAAUGUGGUGUAGUUUCUUUCUAUAUUAGGUUACGAGCUUCUUUGUAUGGUCGGCUUCUAUAACAUGGAGUUGGAGAGUAAUGGUCAACCGUCAAUCUCAUAAAUCUCCACUGUAGAUACUACACUUUCUUUGCCGCUCGUCAGUAUAAGAACCACAUAAUACUGGUCAGAAUCAGAAUUUGAAGUUUUGAUUGCCACGUAAUAACUAAGAAACUUUUUCGAUCGCGCUAGAAAGUUUUGGCUCAGUUGUGUUAACAAAAUUGAUACUGGUAGUUUCUUUUGAGGGGCGGCGGCGACAUGAGUGUUGUGGUGAAGAUAGUGGCUCUGACGGCAGCUGAAGUACGUAUUUCUUACUCCCAUAACACUUGAUGUUCAUGAUAACUAUGAUAUUCACGUUUCGUAAGUUUGUCUUUUAAUAGUUAAAUGGGGGAUUUGAGAUCAUUGGUCUGCUUGUUCUGUUUUGUUAGUUUUCAAAUGAAAAAUGUUAGUUUUCCUAGACAUUAGGAAAUCGCUAAAAAUUACCUCUUGAUAGCUUGCGCAUAGUAUACUACAUGGGAAUGUUACAUGUGAAAUCCGAUAUCUGAAUCCUAUGCCUCAGAGUAUCAGUGACAAGACAUUUCACUCCGCUACUCGUUACAUCGUCUACAACCUCUGCACUAUAAGUUAGCCUAUAUCGUUAAUAACAUUCACUCCAGAAUUAGUCAUAUAAAUGAUAACCUUCAAUCUUCUACUAGUUAUAUCAUUUAUAACCUCCACUCCAGUAGUUAUAUCAAUGAUAACCUUCACGCCACUCCACUACUACUUAUUUCAUUGAUAACCUAAUAUUCCGUUAUGGUUGAUUGGACUCAGGAGGGGUAAUAUAUAAACUGGUACACAUACAUUAGAUCGAAAACCCUGAAACUAUGCUUUCCUUGUUUAAUUCAAGUUAAAUUUUUGAAAUGAAAAGUUAGUAUAUACUGGAUCUGCCUGACCCGAGCACAAAAAAACGCUGAUUUAAACGCUGCCUCCUGCUCAAACUUCCUGUACACAGCAAGCGAAUUGCCGACGGUAACGGUGUUGACGCGAUGCAAGAUCCGACUCCAAAAAAACUAUAGUGAACCUCGUAGUCUUUCCUGGAAGGGUGCGAGGAGGAUUAUGCUUGGCCGUUCCAAGGAAAUUGUAAUCGCUUCCUAGCUGCGCGGCCUUCCAGCUGUUGUGACACGACGAUCUGAAUAUAUUGAUAGGAAACUGCUACAAUAUUCAGAAUAUUUGAUUAUUCUAAGAAAACUAAAUUUGUUUCUUAAAUAGGAGCAAUAGCUAUCACUCGAUGGGUAUGGGUAUAACACUACAUUUUUUAUCAAUCACGAUGUAAACUAUAACGCAAAUGUAUAUUACUUGUUUUACAAUGUGUCUAGUUGUUCACAUCUCGAAGUGUCCAGAUUCUUAUUUAGUCUUGUUUCUGUGAUCGACACGAUGAAUUGUGUCAAAAUCCAAGACAUGCAACAACGAACACCUCCAAACAAACUGAUAAGUUUAGUAUAUAUGUAAUUAUAGAAUGAGUUCCAGAUUGAAAUUAAUAUUUUUAGGCUGAAUGCAACAUUUAAGUUACGAGAGGUGAAAUAAAAGUGUGCUGUGUGCAGUCAUACAUCGCAUCAGUUAUGUAGUUUGUGAACAAUGUCUAUAUUUUUACAAUUGGAUAAUAAAUUGUUACAUAUAUGUACCGUGUUAAAA
Molecule: messenger RNA, 4504 nt
Organism: Hyalella azteca
Lineage: Eukaryota; Metazoa; Arthropoda; Malacostraca; Amphipoda; Hyalellidae
Product: myb-like protein A
Exons: 3
Coding region: 439-1254 (271 amino acids)
Biological process (GO): regulation of lipid biosynthetic process
Cellular component (GO): cytosol
Source: RefSeq, a predicted model, not a curated record